CACACGCCCCCCUCGGACCCUGCCCCGCCCCGUGCGUCCUCCCUACGCGGCUUCAGCCGGGAGCACGGCGCUCCGCCGGCCCCGCCCCGCCGGGUCCGCUCUGGGCCCGCCGCCUGGUCCGCUCGCCGGCGCCGGCUGGAGCCGACCCCUGGCCCUCGGACGCUGGUCGUGAUGGCCGCGCCAGUUACGCAGCAGGUCAGCGGCGGCGGCGCCCGGUCCCUGAGCCCGGCGCUGACCGGCCCUGAGAGCGGGCAGCCCCUGGCGCCCUCUGUGGCCGAGUUGCCGGUGCUGGACGCCUCGGGGCGGAGGCUGCCCUUCGGCGCGCUGUUCCGGGAGCGCCGCGCCGUGGUGGUCUUCGUGCGGCAUUUCCUGUGUUACAUCUGCAAAGAAUACGUAGAAGAUCUGGCCAAGAUCCCCAGGAGUUUCUUACAAGAAGCGAAUGUUACCCUUAUAGUGAUUGGACAGUCAUCCUACCAUCAUAUUGAGCCUUUCUGUAACUGACUGGGUAUCCAUGAAAUCUAUGUUGAUCCUGAGAGAGAAAUUUAUAAAACUGGAAUGAAAAGAGGUGAAGAAAUUGCCUCCUCAGGACAGAGCCCCCACAUAAAGUCCAGUCUGCUCUCAGGAAGCCUUCGGAGCCUGUGGCGGGCAGUGACUGGCCCUCUUUUUGACUUCCAAGGAGACCCAGCCCAGCAAGGUGGAACCCUCAUCGUAGGUCCAGGUAACAACAUCCAUUUUAUGCACCGUGAUAGGAAUAGGUUGGAUCACAAACCCAUAAACUCUGUCUUACAGCUUGUAGGAGUUCCGCAGGUGAACUUCACAAGCAGACCUUCAGUUAUCCAUGUGUGACUUGCCAGUGGUCCUGGGAACGUGCCUGCAGGGCCAGGGCGCAGCACCCUUGUGCUGUGUCUGCCGCUGGCCCCUCCCAGCCCCUGAGGGGUGAUGAGAGCUGGUUCCUUCCAGUUGGAUCCAUGCUGAGGCUUCAGUUGUCAAAAAUGUGAUUUAUAUUUUAAAUUUUGUAGCUUUUUGCAAAAUAACACAAGGUAAAUCUACCUUGGGCUACAAACAGUAGCUCAGUGGUAGUGCGCCUGCCUAGCAAGUACAAGCCCUGGGUUUACCCAGAACUGCAAAAAUAACAAUAAAAAAACACAUACAUACAACAUACUUCUAAAUAUAUAAGAUAAAACUUUAAAAGUCAUAAAAUUAAAUAACAUGGUACAGUCAUUCAAUAAAAGAUGGUUUCAGCAAUUAAAUUAUAUAAAGGGAUGGAAGAUAAUUCAAGACCAUUUUAUUCAGUGAUAAAAGCAGGGUAUCAAAUUCCAUAAGCAGUGUAACCA
Sciurus carolinensis (gray squirrel) is the source of this 1334-nucleotide messenger RNA. RefSeq names its product peroxiredoxin like 2C (gene Prxl2c). The record is from RefSeq and is a predicted model, not a curated record. NCBI's taxonomy places the organism in Eukaryota, Metazoa, Chordata, Mammalia, Rodentia, Sciuridae.